Molecule: messenger RNA, 1259 nt
Organism: Penaeus monodon (black tiger shrimp)
Lineage: Eukaryota; Metazoa; Arthropoda; Malacostraca; Decapoda; Penaeidae
Product: beta-1,3-glucan-binding protein
Exons: 12
Coding region: 27-1127 (366 amino acids)
Biological process (GO): carbohydrate metabolic process
Molecular function (GO): hydrolase activity, hydrolyzing O-glycosyl compounds
Source: RefSeq, a predicted model, not a curated record
CCACAGUUCUUCUUAUCCACAGCAGGAUGAAGGGCUUCGUAGCGUCGGUCGUGCUUCUGGCCUGUGGGGCCUUGGCUGCAGACAUCGUGGAGCCCGAGGACUGCACCAGCUUCCCGUGCAUGAUCUUCGAGGACAACUUUGACUACCUCGACAACGAUAUUUGGGAACACGAGAUAACCAUGUCCGGCGGAGGAAACUGGGAAUUCCAAGCUUACGUAAACAACCGUAGCAUCAGUUAUACCCGGGACUCCACACUCUUCAUCAAGCCUGACCUGACCUCCAACUGGAAGGGCGAGGACUUCCUGAGCAGCGGCACCCUCGACCUGUGGGGCAUGAACGGCCGCGGGGACGUCUGCACCGGCAACUCGUACUACGGCUGCUCCCGAGUUGGCUCCAGCAGCAACAUCAUCAACCCCGUCACGAGCGCUCGUCUCAGAACCAUGUCGAACUUCGCUUUCAGAUACGGACGUCUUGAAGUUCGCGCCAAGAUGCCACGCGGUGAUUGGCUGUGGCCAGCCAUUUGGAUGUUGCCUCGUAACUGGCCCUACGGACUUUGGCCAGCCAGCGGCGAGAUUGACAUUCUGGAGUCCAGGGGCAACGACGACUUUGGCACUCUCGGCAACCAGUACGGAGGAACGACGCUGCACUGGGGACCUUUCUGGCCUUACAACUUCUUCGAGAAGACCCAUGCCGAGUACUCAGCAAAUACAGGUUCCUUCGCCGAUGAUUUCCACGUCUGGAGGCUCGACUGGACCAAGGACAACAUGGAGUUCUACGUGGACGACGUCCUGCAGCUGACGGUCGACCCUGGAACCAGCUUCUGGGACUUCGCCGGAAUGGGCCCCUCCUUCGACAACCCUUGGGCGGCUGGAGCCAAGAUGGCGCCCUUCGACCAGAAGUUCUACCUGAUCCUGAACGUGGCCGUGGGCGGCACGAACGGCUUCUUCCCCGACGGCAUCGCAUCCAAGCCCUGGUCCAACCUCUCGCCCACCGCCUUCCUCGACUUCUGGAACGCGAGGGACGAGUGGCUCCCCUCGUGGAAGGCGGGUGAAGACCGCAUCAGCGAGGGCGCAGCCAUGCAGGUCGACUACGUCCGCGUCUGGAAGAUGGAGAGCACCGAGCAGUAAAUCCUUCCACUAAACUGUAAUAAACUUCAUUUUUGAUUUAGUCUUUAUCACAUUUGUUUUAUUGUUAUUGUCGCCAUGUCAUCAGCAGAUAACUAAAAGUGAAUGCAUUACAAAUAAAGAUCUUCGUUAGAA